AUUGGUCGAUUUGUGUGCUCCGUUGUAGGCGGUUUGUUUGGAAUUUUUUUAGGCCGAAUUUCUGCCAUCGUGGAAAGCAAAUUGUUUCAAAUAUAACGUAAAACUAUCGUCCAGUACAAAACUUAGGAUACAUUUCGAUUACUGUCUGAGGAAGAAUGGAUGAAUCUACGAAACGUUUAUUGCAGCGACUCAUAAGACGGAUACCAGCUCAAAUGCUAAGAACAACGCUGGAUAAGUGGGGCCGUUUGACUGCGGCGCAACAGAAAUCCAUGGAUUUUACUCAGCCAAAAUGGGCGUUAGCGGACAAACUAUUGGACAUUUGCGAGGAAAAUGGGUUUACAGCCAAACACAUCACAGAACUCGAGAUGACAUAUGUCAUUGACAAUCCAAACCAGGGAAUGUGGUAUGCCUUUCAGCUCAUGGAACCUGAAGAUGAUGCUCACUCUGUCGAGCUGACGCAGUUCAAGGAACAAUUUAAAGCUCACCUCAGGGAGCUCAUGAGACUGGUGUCUGUCAAAAUAAAGAAGCACACAGAUGAAGCUGUAUGGAUUCGGAUCGCAUGGGGAGACAACUUCUCUCGGCCGAACCACUUGAAACCAACAUAUGUCGUUCACUAUCUUCAAACCCCUUAUGUCUUUGUGAAGAGCUUGACUUCAAAGCAAAAGCCCCUGUUGUCACAGGCCUUGGUACUGUCCACCAGACAUCAUGCUAUCAAAGAUGCAAACCUCAGUGGACGGAAACUCACUGCCAUUAGGGACCUGCUGAUGAGACAAUAUCAACAGGUGUUUCCCACUAAGUAUCCCAGCCCUCUUGCAGAAAGGAACCAAACUGUCUCAAACCCACACAUAGAAAGAGAACAAGCUGAGCCUGCAGCAAAGAGACUUCAGAUGGCCUGUGAGGCCUUCAGUGAUGGCGUGUUACCUCAACUGCAGUCCGCAGUUUAUAAGCUGGAGACAAAGUUCAGAGACCACACCAACAAGACCAUGACAGAGCGGGAGGAGCCCUUCAAAUGUGUUGUCAAAUUUUCAAGUGCUAACCUCCUGGAGUCACUCAGACACUGUGCAUCUUCAGGAAUCGCCUCCACCCCUGUCACACCUCUGCUCUCAUCUAUUACCCUAAAAGGAAGGAAUUAUUUUGUCAUCACAGACAACGGCCCAGGUCCCUCAUCUCAGAUGCGGCAACCUCAGAACUGAUGGUUGACAUACUCUUCAAUUAAAGGACUUACAGCGUGUCUUGUCUAGCCUUGAUUUGCUUUUAUCAUUCUAUCAUUGACCUUGUUAACGUGUCCUCAUCUGUCUUUAUGUGCUUAGAUGCAAUAGAUACUUGUUAUGUAUUAUGUAUUAUCUGAUGUCUGUGAGAAUGCUACUAUCACCAGUCCAAACUUACCAUAAAAUCGAUUUUAAACAUUGUUGAA
Scatophagus argus is the source of this 1414-nucleotide messenger RNA. RefSeq names its product centromere protein N (gene cenpn). Gene Ontology annotation, biological process: CENP-A containing chromatin assembly; chromosome segregation. The record is from RefSeq and is a predicted model, not a curated record. Lineage: Eukaryota; Metazoa; Chordata; Actinopteri; Scatophagidae. The coding region runs from base 156 to 1193 and encodes 345 amino acids. The transcript has 10 exons.